CAGCAUCAUGACGUUGCAUAGUAAACAUGCUGCAUCAUCCGCUGGUGGGCGUGGCUGGUUGGAUCUAGUCUGGUGCGCAAUCAAGAGAAGGCAGUCAUGGCGUCGACAGCGAAGGAAAGAGAAGGAGAAAAAGGAGUAUUUCGAUUCCCCAGAGGAGCUGGAUAGGAAGGUCCAGCAACUGGCUGACUGGAUCAGGGAGAGCAAGCAUUUCUUCGUCUUCACUGGAGCAGGGAUCAGUACCUCGGCUGGCAUUCCAGACUUCCGCAGUGGAAUUGACACAGUUCUGGAGACUGGUCCGGGGGCCUGGGAGCUGAGGGCCAAAGGUCAGCAGAGGGACAGUCAGAAGCACAAGGUGACCUCCACGCUCAAAGCCAUCCCCACCACCACUCACAUGGCUCUGGUGAGGCUCCAGAAGGAGGGACUGCUGAAAUGUGUGGUGAGUCAGAACUGUGACGGACUGCAUCGCAGGAGUGGUCUGCCCAAGAAAGCUCUGUUUGAGCUCCAUGGCAACUCCAAUGUGGAGAAAUGCACCAAAUGUGGUCACGAAUAUCUCAGAGAUUUUCGUGUGAGAACUUCAAAGAAAGUUCACUCCCACUUUACAGGGCGACUGUGUGAUAAUCCAUCAUGUCGCGGGAAACUCAAAGACACAAUCAUCAACUUUGGAGAAGAUCUGCCAGAAGAUACGCUGGAGACUAGUUAUGGGCACGGGAGAAAGGCAGACCUGUGUUUAGUGAUGGGAUCAUCUCUGACUGUCACCCCUGCCUGCGAUAUCCCUGAGGUUACAGAUGGUAGGUGAGAGAGGACAGAAGUUUGGGUGAUAGUGAACCUGCAGUCGACACCCCAUGGACCACCUCUGUGCUCUCAGGAUCUUUGCCAAGAACUGACAGGUGAGUCAGGAGAAGAGAGAGAGAGAGAGUAAGAGGAGCUGCUGGUGUGGCAGGUGAGCAGUCUGCUGAUGAAGAAACUGGGUCUGGAGACCCCUCAGUUCCAGCUACGGAGAACUCUCAUCAUAUCAGCUACCUCCACCCCCUUCAGGCCAUGUGGAGGUGGGCGUGGCAGGAGCCGAUGAUCUGGGCUAUCCCUUCUCGAUUUGUGAAGGAGGUGACGGUGAGUGGGGAGGGGAGAAGAUCAAGUGUUGUGAGGAGCCGUUCAAAGCCACAGUGGGCAUGGCCAAGGAGGGAGUGGGUGUGGGCUAUUGAGGUAGUGUUCCAUGGUCACUACGGAGAGAGCCAGCGCCUGAGUCUGCCAGUCAGAGUGGACCAGUCUCUGGAGAUGGUCAGCAUCUCCCUUCAACCCUUUCCUCGCCCAGUGGACUGUGGCAACGCGGGGACGACAGUAUCCCACGAACGAGAUCUAUCAGCGAAAUAUGGACGCAGAGCAAAAAUUGAACAAUG
Geodia barretti is the source of this 1394-nucleotide messenger RNA. NCBI's taxonomy places the organism in Eukaryota, Metazoa, Porifera, Demospongiae, Tetractinellida, Geodiidae. The record is from the annotation of a GenBank genome assembly.